AUAAUGAAUCAAAUGAAACCAACUACAUAGAUACAAUAAUUUUCAUAAUAUGAAUCUAAUAAAUAAUAAAUUAUAUAAUUAAAUUUUAUUAUAAUGAAGAAAUUAUGUUAUUUUAUAUUCAUUAUAUCAAUAUAUAAAGAUGUAAUUAUACAAACAAGUAAAUUAUCUAAUCUUCUUCAUACAUGUCAUGUGAAUUCACCACGUAGAAUACGUAAUCUUGAUCAACAAACAAUAAUGUUAAUGAAUCAAAAUUCUAAACCAUGUUGUUUACCAAAUACAUGGAGAGCACGUUUUCUUGUAAAAACAAUUAAAGGUGGUCGUUAUUUAAGUCGUUUAGAUCAUGGUGCAUUUCAUAUUAGUCAUAAAUUAGAUGGAUCAUUUAAUAAUGCAUUAUUAGUUGUUGGUAGAAAUGUAUAUUCAACAGAAUUUUGUAGUAUUAAUAAUACAGAUAAUUCAAUUAUUAUAAAACAUUUAUGUCCAAAUGAUAGUAUACGUUGUUUAAAAACACCAUUUCUUGGUGAACCAAGAUGUAUAACUGAAAAAGAUGGUUAUAUAUUAAAAAAAUCACGUUUAUAUAAUGGUAAAGGACAAAUUAAAGAAAUAUGGUUUAUUGAUAAAUAUGAUAAAAUAUUUGGUCAUAUUGAAAGACAUUUAUAUCAUGUAUUACGUCAAUAUGGUUUAUGUCAAUUAAUACGUUAUCAAAUACAAUGGGGUAAAUAUACAAUGCCAUGGAAAAGUUGUCGUUUAUUUAUAAAACGUGAACAAACUUAUACACCAAUAACUGGUACAUUUCAACAUCAAUUUAAUCAUUCAUUAAUUGAUGAUCUUUUAUUUUGUUAACAUUUUCAAUAUUAAAAAAAUAAUAAUAAAUGUACAAAUAUUAUAACUAAUCACUAUGGUUACAAACAUAAAUUAUUUGAUCACAAUUAUCCCAUAGUUACUAAUGUAAAAUAUUUUUUAAAAAAAACGAUCGAUCAAUUUUAAUUUUUCAUUUUCAUUUCGAACUAGAAACAAAAAACAAAAAAAAUUUUUUCUCUAAUUUAUGGGAAGGAAAUCCAAUAAGAUUUGAAAUAAUAUAAAAAUGUAAAAAUUAUGUAAUUGAUAUUUCCGAUUUUAUAUAGACAUCAAUGAUUUAAAAAGAAAAAAAUUUUUUUUUUAAAUUUCCAACUUGUACUUUUAUUUUUGCCUUCAUAUAUAUAUAUAUAUAGAAACAAGUUUGACACCGAUUACCAACUAUUAAUAACUCAAUCUUACAUAUAUAUACAGAGACAAUUCGUUUCAGUCAUUGAUUUUCACAAUGUGAACUUUUUGACAUAAUUCGCAUUUAACUAGCUCAUGUUAUUCUAUUAACUAAUAUCAACAUCUAAAUAGGAUUAAAUGAGCAUAAUAUAGAUUUGAUUUGAUUGAUAAAACACUAGAUAUUACUUUGAUAAUCUUGAUCUGGAUUAUUAUUAUUAUUGUUAUCCUGAAGAGGUUCAGAUAAAUUUGUCGGACGAAACAUUGGAAUUAUUUUACAUUCCAAUGACUGAGAUUAUUUCAAAUAUAUAUAUAUAUAUAUAUAUAUAUAGUUUUU
Schistosoma haematobium is the source of this 1573-nucleotide messenger RNA. RefSeq lists its product as uncharacterized. The record is from RefSeq and is a predicted model, not a curated record. The transcript has a single exon. The coding region runs from base 94 to 840 and encodes 248 amino acids. NCBI's taxonomy places the organism in Eukaryota, Metazoa, Platyhelminthes, Trematoda, Strigeidida, Schistosomatidae.